Messenger RNA from Calypte anna (Anna's hummingbird), 1887 nucleotides. It is a transcript of the gene STEAP2, whose product is annotated as STEAP2 metalloreductase. Gene Ontology annotation, biological process: copper ion import. The transcript has 6 exons. Lineage: Eukaryota; Metazoa; Chordata; Aves; Apodiformes; Trochilidae. Gene Ontology annotation, molecular function: cupric reductase (NADH) activity; ferric-chelate reductase (NADPH) activity. The coding region runs from base 256 to 1728 and encodes 490 amino acids. The record is from RefSeq and is a predicted model, not a curated record. Gene Ontology annotation, cellular component: endosome; plasma membrane.
GCUCCGCCUUCCCUCUCGCCACUGCGGAGCCAGACUCUGAGGAGCAGGAGCGGCGGCGCAGGUCCUCCGGGCGGGCAGGAGCAGCUGGAGAUGCCGGCCAGGAGCCGGGACCCGCCGAGCUCCUCUGGGGUGGAUCCUCGCACCGCGCUGCCGCCCGCCAGCCCGCCCAAGGGGCACCGGCCCGCAGCCGGCGUCCGGCUGGUCCCUCGCCUCAGCCUGCACCCUAAGAAAUCAUAGGUUUGUUGUCUUGGAAGAAUGGAAUCAAUCUCUAUGAUGGGAAGUCCUAAGAAUCUCAAUGAAACUUUUCUACCAAAUGUUGCCAAUGGCAUCAAGGAUGUCAGUAAGGUCUCAAUAGGCAUAAUUGGAACUGGAGACUUUGCUAAGUCAUUGACAAUUAGGCUUAUCAGAUGUGGGUACCAUGUGGUCGUGGGAAGCAGAAACCCUAAACUUGCUGCUGAGUUCUUUCCUCAUGUCGUUGAUGUCACUCACCAUGAAGAUGCAGUAGCAAAAACAAACAUCAUUUUUGUAGCUAUACACAGAGAACAUUAUGCCUCUUUAUGGGACCUCAAGCAUUUACUUGCAGGGAAAAUUCUGAUUGAUGUCAGCAAUAACACAAGAGUAGACCAAUAUCCAGACUCCAACGCAGAGUAUUUGGCAUCGCUUUUCCCAGAUUCUGUGAUUGUCAAAGGAUUCAAUGUUGUUUCGGCUUGGUCACUGCAGUUAGGACCAAAGGAUGCCAGCAGACAGGUCUAUAUAUGCAGUAACAAUGUUCAGGCUCGCCAUCAAGUUAUAGAGCUUGCCCGUCAGCUCAGUUUUAUUCCUAUUGAUCUGGGGGCAUUGUCAUCUUCAAGGGAGAUUGAAAACUUACCUCUGCGACUGUUCACACUGUGGAAGGGGCCAGUAGUGAUUGCUAUUAGCCUGGCAACGUUUUUUUUCAUCUAUUCCUUCGUCAGAGAUGUAAUCCAUCCAUACACGAAAAAUCAACAGAGUGACUUUUACAAGAUCCCCAUUGAGAUUGUGAACAAAACUCUACCAAUUGUUGCUAUCACUUUACUUUCUCUAGUGUAUUUGUCAGGACUUAUUGCUGCUGCUUACCAACUUUACUAUGGUACCAAGUAUAGGAGGUUUCCACCGUGGCUGGACAACUGGCUCCAGUGUCGAAAGCAGCUUGGACUGCUCAGCUUUUUCUUUGCAGCAGUGCACGUGGCAUACAGCCUCUGCUUGCCUAUGAGGAGAUCAGAGAGGUAUUUGUUCCUCAAUAUGGCAUAUCAACAGGUUCAUGCAAAUGUUGAAAACUCUUGGAAUGAGGAGGAAGUGUGGAGAAUUGAAAUGUAUAUCUCUUUUGGAAUAAUGAGUCUUGGAUUGCUUUCUUUGCUGGCAGUAACUUCAAUCCCUUCAGUAAACAGUGCCUUAAACUGGAGGGAGUUCAGCUUUAUUCAGUCUACACUUGGAUAUGUUGCUCUGGUCAUAAGUACUUUCCAUGUACUGAUUUAUGGAUGGAAAAGAGCUUUUGAAGAGGAAUAUUACAGAUUUUAUACACCACCAAAUUUUGUUCUUGCCCUCGUUCUGCCUUCCAUUGUAAUUCUAGGUAAGAUCAUUUUACUUUUGCCCUGUGUAAGUAGAAAGCUGAGGAGAAUUCGAAGAGGAUGGGAGAAAAGCCAUGGGAUCAUAGAAGAUGCAAGCGGGUCUGUUCCACACCUUUCCCCAGAAAGGAUAACUGUGAUGUGAUGAUGGACUUCUAAGAUGUUUUGAUGAUUGAUUUGUUAGCACUGUUGUAAAUGUUUGGGUUGUUUGGGGUUUUUUUGUCCUAAAUUUGUAGUUUUAGAAGUUUAAUUGAAGUAUAAGUAAAGUCACUAGGGACUUGCUUGGCAUAUAGUACAAGCUGUC